GAUACGUAUGUGUGUGCGUGAGUGUGUGCGUGCUUGUGUGAGUGUGUGUGUGAGAGUGAGUGCGUUUGAAAUUCUAUAGACACUUUUUAUUUUAAUUAUACACAUUUCAUCGUCCGUCUGUCGAUUAACAUUGACUUUACACAUCCAUGGAUUAUAACAGCGUUUUUGAUGAGUGAUGUCAUUGCCGCUCAUCAAUUCAACACGACACAGGACUUAAAUAGUUAUUUCUAAUUAGUUUACCUUCGUCAGAGCAAUGGAUUUUUAGAACAAGCGACGAGAUUUUCUUUAAACUUGAACUUUAAAACCAGAAGUGGUCCCGCACGGAGGUCUGGUGUUGUUGUUUUGGCGCUGAUGAACUCAUGAUAUUUGUUUAUUUUGGUUCCAGCACGAGUUUGUUUGCAUGGAGCUGAACAUCUCUGAACACACACAUCAUUAUUGACUGUUCUUAAAAGAGCUGAUCAAUUCAGGGCUAAUGUGUCAGAGAUGAAUCUUUAAUUUUAUGAGGUGAUAAACUGAGAACAAUCAAGGACAGGCAGAAUGCUGAAGACCCUUACUAAAAAACUCAGAAGACACUCACUAAAUGAGAUCCACCCUUUUCAACUAAAGAUUUCCUACCAUGGAAGUGAGGAAGGGUGGGAGAGUGAAGAUUCAGAAGGGGAAAACCAGGAGCUGGCACAGAUUGACAGAGAGCAUCGACGGAACUGUGCCUUGACUCCUCUCGCCACCAGCCAGCAGCACAAUCAGGGCAUUCUUUCACCUGCCCACUUACGCCGUCUCCGUUUACUUCUGGACCCCGCCCUGGAGCGCCACAGUUCAGAAGAAGAACUGGAACGCAUCGCAGGGGCCAUAGGGGCUGAAGGGGGCAGAAAGUGGCAUAGACAUGGAGACAUAAGUAGCGCUUCUAGUGAUGAGGAAGUGAAGGACCUGUGUGGGUCAAUUGAACCAGCGACUGGGACUCACUUGAGUGCCACUUCUCCGAGCCCUGUUCUCUUCAGUUCCUCUCCUCCUCGAGGGCUUAAGCCUUCCCACACACCAGCCCGCCUUCCUGUCCGGCCCAUCAUUCUCAGCCACUUUGAACAACCUUCCAUGCCUUACUGGAGGCACCGGCCCACUUACACAGGAGAACCUGGUCGCCCCAGCCUGGACCUGGAGAAAAUGCAGCAGAAAAUGCUUUUAAGAAAGAACUGUGGAGGGAAAACGAGGACUAUCAAGAUUCGGAACCCCAAUAAUGUCCAGCUGCAGACCCACACAUUUCAGGCCACACUAGAUUCAGACCACUUGAUCCAGGAUUCCAAGUGGGAGGGACUUACUGCACCAGUAGCUUGA
Molecule: messenger RNA, 1326 nt
Organism: Danio aesculapii
Lineage: Eukaryota; Metazoa; Chordata; Actinopteri; Cypriniformes; Danionidae
Exons: 5
Coding region: 538-1326 (262 amino acids)
Source: RefSeq, a predicted model, not a curated record